GAGGCAGCGGCGAAUCGGGCGAGGACGAAGAUGCAUUGGAAGUGGUGCACAUAGACGAAGACUUCUUCUACAUGGUGCACGUCAUCAAUAUGGCCGCCGUGCUGCACUCUAUCGUGUCUCUGGCCAUACUUAUCGGGUACUACCAUCUUAAGGUGCCUCUAGCCAUCUUCAAACGUGAAAAAGAGAUCGCACGUAAACUAGAGUUCGACGGUCUCUACAUCGCGGAACAACCGGAAGACGAUGACCUGAAAAGCCAUUGGGACAGGCUCGUCAUAUCUGCCAAAUCUUUCCCUGUAAACUACUGGGACAAAUUCGUGAAGAAGAAAGUUCGAGCCAAGUACUCAGAGACUUACGACUUUGAUUCCAUCUCCAACAUGCUUGGAAUGGAGAAGACAUCUUUCUCUGCCCAGGAGGAAGAAGGCAGCAAGGGCUUGAUCCACUACAUAAUGAACAUCGACUGGCGCUACCAAGUGUGGAAGGCCGGCGUGACGAUCACCGACAAUUCGUUCCUGUAUUCUCUAUGGUACUUCUCCUUCUCCGUGAUGGGCAACUUCAACAACUUCUUCUUUGCUGCCCAUCUGCUGGACGUGGCGGUAGGGUUCAAGACCCUGAGGACCAUCUUGCAGUCUGUCACGCAUAACGGGAAACAGCUGGUACUGACGGUGAUGCUGCUGACGAUCAUAGUAUACAUCUACACGGUGAUCGCCUUCAACUUCUUCCGCAAGUUCUACGUUCAAGAGGAAGAUGACGAGGUCAACAAGAACUGCCAUGACAUGCUCACGUGCUUCGUGUUCAACUUAUACAAAGGUGUCCGCGCCGGCGGCGGCAUCGGCGACGAGCUCGAGCCGCCGGACGGAGACGACUCGGAAGUCUACCGCAUCAUCUUUGACAUAUCCUUCUUCUUCUUCAUUAUUGUUAUCCUGCUGGCCAUCUUGCAGG
This is a messenger RNA of Ostrinia furnacalis (Asian corn borer), 939 nucleotides long. RefSeq names its product ryanodine receptor-like. The transcript is spliced from 6 exons. Gene Ontology annotation, molecular function: ryanodine-sensitive calcium-release channel activity. The record is from RefSeq and is a predicted model, not a curated record. The annotation marks the transcript as partial. Gene Ontology annotation, biological process: striated muscle contraction; release of sequestered calcium ion into cytosol by sarcoplasmic reticulum; intracellular calcium ion homeostasis. Gene Ontology annotation, cellular component: sarcolemma; sarcoplasmic reticulum membrane; Z disc. Lineage: Eukaryota; Metazoa; Arthropoda; Insecta; Lepidoptera; Crambidae.